Messenger RNA from Bursaphelenchus okinawaensis, 563 nucleotides. Lineage: Eukaryota; Metazoa; Nematoda; Chromadorea; Rhabditida; Aphelenchoididae. The record is from the annotation of a GenBank genome assembly.
AUGCAGUCGCUGAUUGCUUCCAGCAUCGUACUAUUAUUGGUUACGAAUUCUGUAUUUGGUAAGUUGAAUUUUUUUUUGAAAUUUUACUGUAGUUUUCAAACCUUUUUACUGUUGUUUUUUACUGGAAUUCUAUUUUUAUACUAAAUUUAUUAUAAAUCCAUUCAAAACCAUAUUGUAACUUACGCAACAUGUAUUAAAGAAAGGUACAUCCGGACUGAGAAUGUUAAUUAAAGUAAUCUGUGGUCGUACUGUAGCCGUUUACUACUUAAUUCUUUAAUUUAUCGGAUUAGCAAACCUGUUUUUAGAAGUUAUUAUUCUUAAUUAACGCCCUUAAUGUGUUUAAUCAUUCAGGACUGGGUUACAUCUACGACGACACCUACUUCCCCAUCCCUCAAGGAGCACAGAUCGUGGUCGAGACCCUGCCCGAGACCAAGUUUAUGCCCCAGCGACGGUUCGACCCCGCCUGGAGGCAUAUCGGGCUAGGAAAACGGUCGACGGACGAGCCGCGACGGAUCAGCGGCGAACGGUCCUGGGCCAUGAUCGGGCUGGGCAAGCGACGAUAG